CAGUCAGGGCCUGACCCACUAAAGCUGUUAUCCCUGUUUCACCGAAUCCGCGCUCAAAAAGAUCCCGCCGUUUCUUAUCCAGUGAGCAGCGAUGGCACUCAGCUUCUCAUGCACUGCCUCUCUUUACUCUCAACAGCAGCAUCAAACAUUCCCAAAAGCAGAUCAUGGGACCCGCCAUCAGUGCCGUCGGAUCAUCCAAACCCUCGUCCAGACUUCCGUCAUCCCAUCCAUCUCUUCAUCUCCUCCUCAAGAAUCACUGCGUAGAGGGAAUUGGGUCAAGCUCAUCUGUGGUGCCAGCUUCGAGGACGUCGUCGAUGUCAGAAAUCUCUCUCUUAUUUACACUCUCGCCGGAGUCGAUUGCAUUGACUGUGCGGCCGACGAGUCAGUUGUGAAUGCAGUGAAUGAAGGCAUUGAUGCAGCAAGAGGGAUCACACCGCUUCGGAGGCCAUGGGUGAUGAUCAGCAUUAACGAUGACGAAGAUCUUCACUUCAGGAAAGCCGAAUUUGAUCCAGAGGAUUGCCCGCCUGAUUGUUUGAGGCCAUGUGAAAUGGUCUGUCCUGCUAAUGCAAUAUCACUGGAAAGUAUAUCAAUGGAAGAAGUAUCUCCCCAUGGUGCUGGUGCUGAUGCUGGUGCACGUGGUAAAUUCCAGCAGGGAGUUAUAACUGAACGUUGCUAUGGUUGUGGCCGUUGCCUUCCUGUUUGUCCAUAUGACAAAAUAAGUGCUAUUACAUAUGUUAGAGAUGCUGCUUCAACCUCUCAACUUCUCAUGAGAAAUGAUGUGGAUGCUGUAGAGAUACAUACAAGUGCUAGGCAUAUUGAUUCAUUCAAUGAGCUUUGGAAAGGAUUGGCAGAAUCAAUAGGUCAUGUGAAGCUAGUAGCUGUUAGCUUGCCUGAUGUGGGAAAUUCAACCAUAUUCUCAAUGAAUUUGAUGUACUCGAUUAUGCAUCCGCAUCUACAAUGCUACAAUUUAUGGCAGUUGGAUGGCAGACCCAUGAGUGGAGACAUUGGUCGAGGUGCAACAAGAGAAGCAAUUGCCUUUGCUGUUCGUUUGGCUGCAUCAACAGAUAGGCCUCCUGGUUUCCUUCAACUGGCUGGAGGCACUAACGCCCACACAAUUGAUUAUCUGAAGAAAGUGGGACUUUUCCAAAAUAUGUCCAUCCCUGAGCAUUCUAGGGCUGAGCUGUGUGCUGCCAAAUUAUCCGCAUCUCUGCAAGCUUUAAUUGGUGGGGUGGCUUAUGGUGGCUAUGCACGGAAGAUUGCUGGAAGGGUUCUGAGGAAAAUGCAAUCUCAGCAUAGCAUUGCAUGUGUUGAGGAUUAUCCGGAGUAUCUUCUAGAGGCACUCAGGGAAGCUGUUAACUUGGUGGGACCUGUCAAAUGCUACAAUCUACCUUCUCAUCUGCCAUAGCAAGUGAAACAGUUGGAAUCUCCAUUGAUAUUCGAGUUCGGGAAAUUGGAAGCGUAACCACUGGUAUGUCUCAUUGUGUUUCAUCUGGUUGUGAUCAUCUAUAUAUCUGUAUAUUCACAACUGAUAUUUUAUUACAGUCCCGCAUUGAGUUGGAUUACCAUUUGGUUUUGAGUUUCUAUACUUGUAACGGAAAGCAGAUCAAUGAUGAUUAUUGCAGAUAUAAAAAGGUUUUUUUUUUUUUUUU
This is a messenger RNA of Magnolia sinica, 1649 nucleotides long. RefSeq lists its product as uncharacterized. NCBI's taxonomy places the organism in Eukaryota, Viridiplantae, Streptophyta, Magnoliopsida, Magnoliales, Magnoliaceae. The record is from RefSeq and is a predicted model, not a curated record. The transcript is spliced from 13 exons. Bases 92 to 1405 code for a protein of 437 amino acids.